UUGGGUUGUUGUCAGUAUCAAUCUCUCACUAUCAUCAGUUCCUCGCCUCUAAAAUCCAGGAUCUAUCGUCAGUCACACUAAAUUAUUUUUUGGUACUCCACUGGUCGCUGUCGACAUUAUGAAGAAACGAUUGAGGCGCCCAUUAAUGCUGACACUGCUAGUGUUUUACAUAGGACUGGUGCUGUUUUCUCUGUUCAACUACCGUAGUCACUGUACCUACACAAAUCCAGAGUCUCUAGUUCGGACACACAUCCUCAGCCCUCUCAAGGCCGCACAUAUCUGUCCGAUAAACUUUGACAACCUGGAUGUGGUUAAAUUGGAUAUUUUCUCUGAACCAUCAUUUGAACUCAUAAAGCAGAGAAAUCCCCAUGUUUUGCCGGGUGGACAGUGGAAGCCUGAAGGAUGCACAUCAUUCCAGAAGGUUGCUAUCAUAAUCCCAUACAGGAACCGCCUCCAUCAUCUCAAGAUCAUGCUGAACAGGAUACACCCGUUACUGUGGAAACAAAACAUUGACUACCAAGUGUUCUUAGUAGAGCAGGCCGGAAAUGACAGAUUUAACAGAGGAAAGCUGAUGAAUGUUGGAUUCACUGAGGCAAUGAAGAUUGGCCAAUUUGAUUGCUUUGUUUUCCAUGAUGUGGAUCUUCUCCCGGAAAACGACAAAAAUCUUUACAUGUGUGAUGACCACCUGCGUCAGCUGUCGUCUGCUAUCGAUGAAACUAGAUAUCAUGUGAUGUACUUUAACUAUGCUGGCGGUGUUAUUGCUAUGAAGGCUGACAGCUUCCUUAAAAUCAAUGGCUACCCGAACUCCUACUGGGGCUGGGGCAACGAGGAUGAUGACAUCUCGGCACGAACACAGGAAGCAGGACUUUUGAUCACUCGGCCACCAGAACACAUCGGGAUGUUCAAGAUGGUGCGCCAUGUUAAAGAAACAAGAUCUGAAAAUGGGUAUGAUGCGUUUCUUGGGUGGCAAGGAAGAUGGAUGCACGAUGGCUUAAACUCGCAAAACACAAUGAAUUACACUGUAAAACAGCUCGUACACCUACCUCUGUACACCAACAUCACUGUAGACAUCGGCCCCUCUGAGGGGCACCGGAUUGAUGUCACCAAGGACACCACACAUGAAUCAUUUUGGUGGUUUCUUAAGUUCUACUUUCCAUGAGAGAAGAUACCAACCAGCUUACAGUGAUUUAUUUGUAAAUCUUUUAAGGAAAGAGAGCAUGACUAGGGAUAUUAUAGAACAUCUUGCUUGAUUGUAUACUGAUCAUAUGGAGAGGAAAUGAAACAUUGUGUUUCCCUUACCCACUCAAGUUUCCGCAGUCUUAUUUCCCUUAUUCUCUCCGCUAUCUAGAAAAAUGAGCAAAAGGGAACCACAACUUGGUUCCUAGUAGCCGACACAGUGGACAACGGUCUGUAAGCCGACACAGUGGACAACGGUCUGUAAGCCGGCUCAUCUGUAUUGUUGUGUUAUUGUCCUGUUAAGGUAUAGUUAGAUAUGUAUUGCCCUUGUAGUAGGGAAUCCCGAUUAUUUGUUGUGUUAUUGUCCUGUUAAGGUAUAAUUAGAUAUAUAUAUAUAUUGCCCUUGUAGUAGGGAAUCCCGAUUAUUUGUUUCCAUCUGUUUUAUCAUGUUUCAUUUGCACUCUGCUGUUGUGAAACAUUAUUCCAGGGAAACAAAGAAUUGAGUGUUUCCUCACAACAAGAGCAAUAAAUGUAUAUUGACAUCAUUAAUACGUUUUGGUUUUAGAAUUAUUUAUUUUCUGUGACAUUCUAUGAUUUUUAGUCCCACUACUGAGAUAAAGUGAGGAGAUAAAUACUGUGUUAUUUAUCCAGUGAAGCUGUCACCUUUCAUUGUAGGUUUGUGGUUUUAAAACAAGUGAAUACUUGUAGUCCCAGUAGUCCAAUACUUAUACCUAGAAUUAUUUGUUUAUUUUACAAUGUAACAUUCCAUAUAAAGCAGGCAGCAGCAAUUCCUAUAAUGCGAUCAGAGAGAGUGUGGAGUGAUGUUAUAAUUCAGUGUUUUCUGUACAUGACAUAAAUAGACACACCUUAAUACACUUUUAACAUUGGUACGUAAAUCCUACUUAAUAUGAUUGAUGUCAAAUGUGUUGUCGUGCCAUUCAUACAGAUAUUAAUAUUUGCAUCAGAGACUUUAUUAAUCAAUAUAACAAUUCUACAGUUAAAUUAAUUAACAGUGAAAGUGAGAAGGAAUGCUGAGGCACCUGUCUGUACACAUAUAUUUUUUCUGGACAAAAUUGUCCCAGUUGUCCUAUCGUUUCACAAUUAAGGUAAAUUGUACCAUCUAUUUCACACAUAUUGACUAAAAUUGCCACAGUUAGCGUCCUUUUCAACACAAGAUUAACCAUAGAAAUCACCUGAACCAUAGUUGUUAAAAAUUAAAAACUUAUAAAUUUGUAGAAAAAAAAGAACAAAAAACCGAGGGCUUAAACUCGGGCCCUUUACCUCUUCUUCGCAGUUUUACCUUAAGCUAAUUAGUUGAAAAUUAAGGUGGCUGGAUUAGGGUGGAAAUGUUCACAUUUUCCGUGUGGAGGCAUUCAAAUUGUAGUCCAAGUAGUCCAAAUGCGAAAAUUUCCACAUGUCAAAAUAUGGAUUUUAUGGUAAUAUCUAAUAAAAUAUGUAGAUUUCAGGACUGUUGCCAACACAAACAAUUCCACAUACCAACCUGUUUAAACGGUCACGAGGCGAACAUUUUCACAUACCAACCUGUUUAAACGGUCACGAGGCGAACAUUUCCACAUACCAACCUGUUUAAACGGUCAUGAGGCGAACAUUUCCACAUACCAACCUGUUUAAACGGUCACGAGGCGAACAUUUCCACACGCCAACAUUUCCAUUUUUACAGAAUAUAACAUUACCUAGUGAAAGGAGGCACAUGUCUACACUUAAUGUCUAAGUAUGUGGAACAUCAAUGGGGGGGAUAGGGACAUCGUUUUAAUGUUGUGGCCGACCUAGUGUGAUAUUGAAACAUGAUAUCAUAUCAUUGGCAUCACUAGACAUCAUGUCAUCAUUGAAAAGCUUAAGAGGACAUGCAUAAUGUCAUAUUCAGUUCAAAGGUAUCAUAUUUUUUUAAAUAUUGUUCUUUUUAGCUCACCUGGUCCAAAGGACCAUGGUGAGCUUAUGCCA
This is a messenger RNA of Mizuhopecten yessoensis (Yesso scallop), 3138 nucleotides long. Its product is annotated as beta-1,4-galactosyltransferase 3-like. The record is from RefSeq and is a predicted model, not a curated record. Gene Ontology annotation, biological process: carbohydrate metabolic process; glycosphingolipid biosynthetic process. The coding region runs from base 119 to 1159 and encodes 346 amino acids. Gene Ontology annotation, molecular function: N-acetyl-beta-glucosaminyl-derivative 4-beta-N-acetylgalactosaminyltransferase activity. The transcript is spliced from 8 exons. Lineage: Eukaryota; Metazoa; Mollusca; Bivalvia; Pectinida; Pectinidae.